Molecule: messenger RNA, 1541 nt
Organism: Colossoma macropomum (tambaqui)
Lineage: Eukaryota; Metazoa; Chordata; Actinopteri; Characiformes; Serrasalmidae
Gene: actl6a
Product: actin-like 6A
Exons: 14
Coding region: 178-1467 (429 amino acids)
Biological process (GO): nervous system development; regulation of transcription by RNA polymerase II
Cellular component (GO): NuA4 histone acetyltransferase complex; SWI/SNF complex
Molecular function (GO): chromatin binding
Source: RefSeq, a predicted model, not a curated record
GCUCUAGCCCGCUGACUUUGUUCAGCACAGAGAUAGACGACUGAUUCGUUUCCUUUGUUGUGAUGAGUUUUCUGUGUUAAAUAAGAAAGCGCGGCCUGUGUUUUAGCAGCGGUGCUGUUUUUGUAAAAUUCACCGUCUUAUUAUUAGUAAAUAUAAACUCGUCUGCCGGCGGUGAUAAUGAGCGGCGGAGUGUACGGAGGGGAUGAAGUAGGAGCCCUUGUGUUUGAUAUUGGCUCCUACUCUGUGAGAGCCGGCUAUGCUGGAGAAGAUUGCCCCAAGGCUGAUUUCCCCACUGUGAUCGGAGUGACACUGGACAGGGAAGAUGGCACUACUCCAAUGGAAACUGAUGGGGAAAAGGGCAAGCAAAGUGGGACAACAUACUACAUUGACACCAACCAGCUCAGGGUGCCACGGGAAAACAUGGAGGUCAUGUCACCUCUCAAAAAUGGCAUGAUUGAGGACUGGGACAGCUUUCAAGCCAUCUUGGACCACACCUACAAAAUGCAUUUCAAAUCAGAGCCAAGCUUGCAUCCUGUGCUAAUGUCCGAAGCCUCGUGGAACACACGGGCCAAGAGGGAGAAGCUGACAGAGCUUAUGUUUGAGCAUUAUAACAUUCCUGCUUUCUUCUUGUGUAAAACGGCUGUCUUGUCUGCAUUUGCCAACGGACGAUCCACUGGUUUAGUGUUAGAUAGUGGUGCCACACACACGACUGCCAUACCAGUGCAUGAUGGUUAUGUCCUGCAGCAAGGCAUUGUUAAGUCCCCUCUUGCAGGUGAUUUCAUGAGUAUGCAAUGUCGAGAGCUGUUUCAGGAAUUAAGUGUUGAAAUCGUUCCUCCAUAUAUGAUAGCAUCAAAGGAUUCAGUACGUGAAGGUGCCCCAGCCAGCUGGAAGAAAAAAGAGAAACUACCUCAAGUUACUCGCUCAUGGCAUAACUACAUGUGUAAUACUGUUAUUCAAGAUUUCCAGGCCUCAGUCUUGCAGGUGUCAGACUCACCUUAUGAUGAACAAGUAGCAGCUCAGAUGCCCACUGUUCAUUAUGAGCUCCCCAAUGGAUUCAACUGUGACUUUGGAGCUGAAAGACUGAAGAUUCCUGAGGGGCUUUUUGACCCUUCAAAUGCAAAGGGCCUGUCAGGAAACACCAUGCUGGGAGUCGGCCAUGUCGUGACUACUAGUGUUGGCAUGUGUGACAUCGACAUCCGACCAGGUCUGUAUGGCAGUGUGAUCGUUACCGGAGGAAACACACUCAUCCAAGGAUUUACAGACAGAUUAAACAGAGAACUCUCUCAGAAGACUCCACCGAGCAUGCGUCUGAAGUUAAUAGCCAGCAACACAACUGUAGAGCGGAGGUUCAGUGCCUGGAUUGGAGGUUCUAUCCUGGCAUCACUGGGGACGUUCCAACAAAUGUGGAUUUCAAAACAGGAGUAUGACGAAGGUGGGAAACAGUGUGUUGAUCGGAAGUGCCCUUGACCACCCCACUCAAGUGGCUGACUGCCUUUCAACAUUUUUGAAAAGGAAAAAACAACAACAAAAAAAAAAACAAA